Colletotrichum truncatum is the source of this 903-nucleotide messenger RNA. RefSeq lists its product as uncharacterized. NCBI's taxonomy places the organism in Eukaryota, Fungi, Ascomycota, Sordariomycetes, Glomerellales, Glomerellaceae. The record is from RefSeq and is a predicted model, not a curated record.
AUGGCCAAUCAAGAACCCACCUUCUACCUCCUGAAGCGACGCCUUCCUUCCAAUGAGACUCCUCUCAUGCUCGGUCGCAUUGUGCGUCAGUUCCAAGAUCCCACAGCGUCCUACGUGCCGGAAGAUCCGUCUCUGAUUUUUGCGGGGCUGCAAUCGCACAUCUUGGAGACGCAGGACCGCGAUGUGGAGCUCCUUUCUCGAGCAAGCCGCGAUAGCGAACUCGCAGCCAAGCUAAAGGGGCUUCUAUCCCUUAACUCCAGCCUCUCGAGGCAAAGCGAGACGCGCGUCGAGUCUUCUUUGGUCAUUACACGACGACUGAAGAACUUGGAUACUGUAUGGGCAGCUUUAAAAGGUGACACUGCCGUUGCGACGCGGGUGCAAGAGAUGAUUAAGAGCAAGGGCAAGGCUUUCAUGGUUACCGGUGUCAUGGUGAUCCAGAGCGGGAGUAUACAACGCUUAGGGGCGCGGCAGUCGGAGCAGGGCGCCUCGGCGCAUAUUCCAGUUGGAGCAGCCGCUGCCGCGAGUGGAGUUCCUAUCCGGGCGGAUAUCAAUGCAGAAGUUUCUGUAUCGCAUGGAAGUGAGUUGGAUUGGUCAAUGAAGGGAAAUGUAGGCCAAGAUGGGACGGAUAACUCGGAGGAGAUCUUUGCUGUGGAGUAUAAGGUGCUCAAACGGGGUUGGUUGGGGAAGGAUGUAAAACUGCAAAGUAAAGUCCCUGACUUCAAGGGUGGCUCGACGUACGCUGAUGAUGAUGACGAUGAUGACGAAUCAGAUGACGACAAACCCAAGACCCAAAUGUCAAGUUCGGAUGCUGUUGGGGUGGUGGAUGAGGACUUCUUCUCUGGAGCGACUUUCGCCGGACAGAGGCCGAGAUUUUCCCAGAGUGGGUUUGUAUACUACCCUUGA